AUGCCUAACGAACACCGCAUGCCCGUGAAACCGCGCGAUGUCAUAUCCUACAGGGUACUUCCCACGUUUGAGGAUACAUUUGAGCGACCUCCACGCGUGUGGCCGGCUCGGACGACGCUGUGGGGCCGGGCCACCAACGCUCUCAGCAGCCUCUUCCAAAAUCCUAACGAAAUUUCGCGCGAGCUGCCCAAGCAAUCUGAGAGUGGGGCAUCUGUGCCGCAUCUACAUGCGCAGCACGAACAGGUCAUGCCGCGCACAUACCAGAUUCUUGGCGACACACGCUUUGGCCACCUCCGAGGCUACCGGCGUGUGAAGAAGGUCGUGGUCAUUGGUGUGCAUGGCUGGAAUGCCCAGAGCGUGCUUAAAAAUGUCAUGGGUCCCAUCUUUGGGACCUCCGCCCACUUUGCAGACAAGAUGGCCGAGUCGGUGCGCCACCACUUCCAGGAGCUGCAGGUACCGCUGGACGACGAUGCUAUUACAACAGUGGCCGUGCAGCACGAUGGCCGCGUAGGCGCCCGCGCGGAGCACUACUUUGAGUCAAUUGUGAACACGCCCGCUUGGCGCGAUGCCCUUCGUGAUGCAGACGCUGUGUUUGUUGCCGCUCACAGCCAGGGCUCAAUUGUUGCGACGUUACUCCUGUCCCGACUUCUCGACGAGGGCCUUAUCGACCCACAUCGCGCGCGCAUAUGCCUUUUGACCAUGUGUGGCAUUUUUCAGGGGCCAUUUGUGCACUUGAAAGGCAGCAUUGCCUCGUCGUACAUGCUUUACUUUGAGACGGGUGCAGCGCGCGAGCUCUUCGAGUUUCAGUCGUCCGACUCACCCAUCUCACAGGCACAUGAGAAGGCCUAUCGCCGCCUCUUGGCAGCGGGCGCCAAGUGUGUGCACGUGGGUUCCGUGGACGACAAUGUCGUACCGCUCUACAGUGCGCUCUACUCGUCGGCCGCGCACCCUUCCAUCUUGCGCGCAGUGUAUAUCGACGAGGCGGUGUAUCCCCGUCAAGAUUUUCUCACGCAGCUCAUUGUGCUCUGCGUCGCUGUGCGAAACUGUGGUUUUCACGAUCACAACCUCCUCUCUCUGCUCAGCGCGUCCGUGGCAGGCUCGCUCUACACGGGAGCUGGCCACUCGAUGCUAUACGACGAGCCAGCCGUGUACAGUCUCGCUACUCGCUACAUGUUCGAGACCUACUCUCCACGCACAUCUGGCGCACAAGACAUCCCGCUCGUUACCAUGCCACAUGCUCCGCAGCGCUGGAACCCGUUCGAGCUACCUUGGGCCCUGCGGGGCCUGCUCGAGGACCAAGUGAUCCGCCACUUUUUCGCGAAGGAUAUGCGCGCUGUCGUCCAGGCAUAUAACGUGUGGCAGCCCAGCAGCAAACCGCUCCGGGAGCUCCAGUGGCGCAUGUCGCCCAUGGCUCAAGUGCAAGUAUCUGCCUCGGAGGUCGAUGCCGAGGAAGACGAAAGCUCCACGUUAAACUUUGACGAUGGCGAGGCAACCGAUACACUUCACCCGUCGGUAGUCACGACACCUGCCCGUGCUGCCAAGCUAUAG
Molecule: messenger RNA, 1548 nt
Organism: Malassezia sympodialis ATCC 42132
Lineage: Eukaryota; Fungi; Basidiomycota; Malasseziomycetes; Malasseziales; Malasseziaceae
Gene: CVM2
Product: Cvm2p
Source: RefSeq, a predicted model, not a curated record